CGUUGCUCAGGCUUCAAGAUGGCGGAAGCCCUGACAACCCAAGAAGAGGUGGCGGUGGAGGAGUUCCUGGCUGAAUUAAGAUGCAGGGAACAGUCGCAGAACGCCACCCUCGUCAGUCAGAUCACUGCCGUCAAGUUUCUCAUGGCACGAAAGUUCGACGUCUCCAGAGCCAUAGACCUCUUCCAGGCUUACAAGAAUACUAGGAUAAAGGAAGGUAUCUACAAUAUUAACCCACAUGAAGAACCUUUGAGGACGGAGUUAUUGAGUGGCAAAUUUACGGUCCUGCCAGGGCGUGACGCUAAGGGUGCAGCCUUGGCGCUCUUCACUGCUCGUCUCCACCGUCCUGACUUCACUACCCAUAAGGCUGUUCUUCAAGCCAUCAUCUAUCAGCUGGACAAAGCCAUAGAGAGCCUGCAGACUCAGAGAGAUGGUCUUAUAUUCAUCUACGACAUGACAAACUCCACCUACGCCAACUUCGACUACGAACUCUGUGUCAAAAUUUUAAACCUUCUCAAGGGAGCGUUUCCUGCCAGGUUAAAGUGCGUGUUCAUCGUGUCGUCGCCACUCUGGUUUCGAGCGCCGUUCGCCGUACUGCGGCUUUUUGUGCGAGAGAAACUCCGAGAGAGGGUGUGUACAGUAAAAGGUCAUGAACUGGCCAAUCACAUCCCGGUGAGCUCGCUCCCAGAGCACCUGGGUGGCUCAUCACAGUACAGCCACAUGGCCUGGAUCCAGUCAUGUGUUAAUUCCACCCUGAACAACUCCACUGAUGGCAACACAGACUGCUUGGAUGGUCUGCUGCGCUCCUACUGCCAGGACCAAAACCAGACAGCCAACGCAAACCCAGGUGCCACGUUGCUCGGGAACAGUCUUGACGACGGCAACGCUAAUCCUCAGAACCACCGGCACACCCAUUGGAAUGGCCUGACACCACUUGGCUCGAACGCCAACAUCGCCAAUGGCCGUCAGGCUCCACCCCCUCAGUCAGACACGCCCCCGGACACGCCCCUGCACCACAAAAACAAUACAGAAACACCGUCCGCACCAAAGGGAGGCCUGAAUGACUGCCGGCGAGACGGCAACGGCGCGGAGCAGGAAGCUGACUUUCUUGGCGAGGAAGCGGAAGCAAGAGAUGGGGUCCCGCCCCUUCCUCAGAAGUCGUCGAGGCCGACACCCCUGUCGCGUAGCCCAGCCCACGAGACAAGCUGGCCACUUGGAACGGCGUCGGUACAUACAGCUGAGCCAGGGGGAAUGACGGUGCAGGAGCUGGUGCAGCACGUCAAAACCAAAAAGAAGAAAGGCAUCUACCAGGAGUACGAGGAGAUCCGGAAAGAGCCACCUGCUGGAACCUUUGAUUACUCCAAGAACCCAGCGAACCAGGUCAAAAACCGCUACAGCGACGUGCUCUGCUUGGACGAAUCCCGUGUCCGACUUUGCCCGUUCAACGACGACGACGAUGAGACAUCAGACUACAUUAACGCGAGUUUCAUGGACGGCUACAAGAUGACGAACGCGUACAUUGCCACUCAGGGGCCUUUGCCAAAAACAUUUGGCGAUUUCUGGCGAAUGGUAUGGGAGCAAGUGGUGUUAAUCAUCGUCAUGACGACAAGAGUUGUGGAACGAGGCAGAGUGAAGUGCGGACAGUACUGGCCUCUGGAAGCAGGCCGCACAGAGGAGUAUGGGUACUUCCUGGUGAGGAACGUCCACAUUGAGAUCUUUCAAGAUUUUAAACUUUCACAUCUGGAGCUCUAUAAUAGUCAGACCGGUGAGUGUAGAGAGGUGUCUCAUUACCUGUACAUGAGCUGGCCGGAUUUCGGGGUUCCAAAAUCUGCGUCGGCCAUGUUGGAUUUCCGGGCAGAGGUGAAGCAGAGGCAGGAUCUGGCGUUGCGGACGAUAUUUCCUGAUUGGACGGGACCUCCCGGAGGUCCUCCGAUAGUCGUGCACUGCAGUGCUGGAAUUGGAAGGACGGGUACCUUCUGCACGCUGGACAUUUGUCUCUCGCGCCUUGAGGACAUCGCCACGGUGGACGUGAAGCAGACGGUGCGGCGCAUGCGCACUCAGCGUGCCUUCAGCAUCCAGACGUGGGACCAGUAUUAUUUCUGCUACCGAGCCGUGAUCGAGUACGCACAACAAACAGGACGCCUGGCACCUGUCGAGUGGUCCGACACAGAGCUGGAGACGGACAGCGAGUGACCGAGAGCGUAAGAAUCAAGGUGCCAAAAGAAAACGAGAGAGUUUCAUGCUCUCUCUCUCUCUCUUUUUUUUUUUUUGGUCCAGAAGGCACGUGUGCGCAGGUGGAGCGCCGCUUUCCUACUCGCCUUUUUUUUUUUUGUCCCCUUACUGGGAAGAAGAUAUAUAUAUAUAUAUAUAAAAAAAAGGCAGGGAGAAGUAAGAGAAAAGGAGCAGAGAUGAGGAUUCACUCGACCUGCCACUUUGCGAUCCCCUUCAGCGAGGCGUGGCUUGGUGCAUGAGCUGUCGCAAAAAAAUAACCGACUUUCACACAGCGAACGAGAAACUUGAACUAUUCCGCAGCUUGCCCCGUUUAUUUCUCCCCUUCUCUCAGUCCAGACGUCAGAAAUAUUCUGAUAUCGGUCUCGUGUAACUCGGGGGUUUGUCUCACACUUAUAGUGUGAAAGUGUUCAAACUUGAUUCAUCUUUUCUUUCUCUCUCCAUCACAGCACCAUGGUAAGUUGCGUGCGAACUGGGUCCGUUUAUUUUUUUUUUCCCCCCUUUAUUAUCAUUCUUACGUUUAUCGAAAACUAACCUUCAAACCAAAGGUAACGCGUCGAAUGCUUGGAUGUACCUGUAAUGAUCAUUGUGACUUCAACCUUGUAUAGUCUUGUAAGAUACAUUUAUAUAUUGUGCAUAAUAAUCUUUGGGAAAAAAUCUUGUUUUAAUAUAAUACUCGAUGUUAUUUAGAAAAAAAAAAAA
Molecule: messenger RNA, 2928 nt
Organism: Ictalurus furcatus (blue catfish)
Lineage: Eukaryota; Metazoa; Chordata; Actinopteri; Siluriformes; Ictaluridae
Gene: ptpn9b
Product: protein tyrosine phosphatase non-receptor type 9b
Exons: 13
Coding region: 19-2190 (723 amino acids)
Biological process (GO): protein dephosphorylation
Molecular function (GO): protein tyrosine phosphatase activity
Source: RefSeq, a predicted model, not a curated record